AUAAAUAUUGAGUAUUGACGUUUCUAUCUUUCAAGUUUCAAAUGAAAAUGAAAAGAAAUCAUUUUUAUUUUGCGUAAAAAAAUGACGUGUUAAGAUAUAAAAAUAAUAAGCAAAAGAUGGCUACGAAAUCAAUAGCAAGUGCGACAGUAAGGGCAGUGAAAAAACGAAUAUUGCCAUCCAGAGCAGCACUCAUAUUAACCCCUUCGGCUGUUCAGAAAGUUAAAGAGAUUAUGUCUAAAGAAGAGGCUAAAGGAUUUAUUGGAUUGAAGGUUGGCGUGCGGCAAAGAGGUUGUAAUGGUCUGUCUUACACUCUCGAUUAUGCCUCUACUAAGGGAAAACUUGAUGAGGAAGUAAAACAAGAUGGUGUUACUAUAAUUAUUGAUAAAAAAGCACAAUUAACAUUACUGGGAACUGAAAUGGACUUUGUCAAAGAUAAGCUCUCAGCUGAAUUUGUUUUUAAUAAUCCAAAUAUCAAAGGCACCUGCGGCUGUGGAGAAUCUUUCAGUAUAUGAUUUGUAAUAUGUAAUUAUAGUUAAAUUAGGAUUGUUAUUGCCCACUCAUAUUUUCAUUUUAUUGAAUAUAUUUCUGAGUCUUGUCUGAGAGUACUUGGUCAAAAGUUAAUUCAUUAAUUUGUUACAAUGUGAGAGGGCUUGUGUAUAUAUUAUUAAUAUAGAUGUGUUCCUUUUCUGUUUUAUGUUUACUUAGUAGAACUUCGCUGUAAAGGUAGUGAUAAAAAAGAAUCUAGUGAUGAGCCAUUUGUUAUUAUUUUGUCUUAAACAAUAAUUAUUUGGUUUAAAUAAUAAAAUAUUU
This is a messenger RNA of Pararge aegeria (speckled wood butterfly), 810 nucleotides long. RefSeq names its product iron-sulfur cluster assembly 1 homolog, mitochondrial (gene MagR). NCBI's taxonomy places the organism in Eukaryota, Metazoa, Arthropoda, Insecta, Lepidoptera, Nymphalidae. The record is from RefSeq and is a predicted model, not a curated record. Gene Ontology annotation, biological process: iron-sulfur cluster assembly. Gene Ontology annotation, molecular function: 2 iron, 2 sulfur cluster binding. The coding region runs from base 117 to 512 and encodes 131 amino acids. Gene Ontology annotation, cellular component: mitochondrion; cytoplasm. The transcript is spliced from 3 exons.